UUCAUCCGCCUAAGGGUCGGAUGCUGCUCACGUUUGACAAGGCACUACAAGAAAAUCCCCCCAGUUGUUCUUCUAGUUUCAAGCAGUGAUAUUAGUGGAGGGGUGGCAUGAUUUAGAUAACAAAGACUAUGACUGUUGGCCCCUGGAAAAGCCAGAUGAGUACAACAUGCUGGACUGCGGAGGACUGGAGAUGACAUGGGUGCAAAGGCCUCCAGAAAAGGCUGUGAGUGGGGAAUCCUUCAACGUGACCUAUGCAGUCUUUGCUUCAGACAGUUUUUAUCAAUAUGCAGUGCAAAAUGGAAUCCUUUCCCACAGCAAUGCUACUGCUGCAAAGGAAUUCUGUGAGGAGCAUGAAUGUCCUGCCAGAUGGAAAGAUGCAAAUGGGGAUAACUGCUGUAUCCACCAUGCCAAUAUUCACUCCUGUCCUUUGGCCUUCAUGGCUAAAGGAGGAAUAUGCGGUCCAUGGAUCCCAGAUGAUGGUCAGAUAUUUACUCACACUUUGUCUACUGCUGGCAAAAUGAGCCAAAGAAACUGGACUGCCAAGGUUGUUCUAGUUCAUGUGGGUGUGACUUCUCUCAUUGCACACAUCAGAGUUGGGAGAAUCCAAGCUGCUCUGGAAGCAAAAACCACAGUCCUUCCUGCAGUAGUCUGUGGAGAUGGCUUUUGUGAGGAAGAAGAAGACUGCUCUAUCUGUCCAGCAGACUGUGGGGAAUGCCCUCUUUCUGUUGAUGUUAGGAUUGCAAUUGCCUUACCAAUAUGUUUAGUCUCCACUGGUUUCAUUUUGACAGUCAUGUGGUUUCAAUAUCAGAAACAAAAGAUGCUUUGGGAUGAAAGCUGGAUUAUAGACUUCAGUUGCAUCAAACAAGAUUGCGUUAUACAGACAGCAACAGGAAGCAUGAUGAGUGCUCCCCCAACACUCAGUGACUCCAACAUCAGUUGUGUUACUGCUCUGAGCUCCUGCACAACAGCUGCCAACAUGUCCAGAAGGAAAUAUUUCACCCAGACGGGGAGAUAUGAUGGUAGAACAGUGGCCAUAAAGAAAAUAAGGAAGAAGGCAUUCACACUGUCUAAAACCAUACGUAAAGAGGUAAAGCAAGUGAGGGAACUUGACCAUCCCAAUCUCUGCAAAUUCAUUGGCGGUUGUGUAGAAGUUCCAAAUGUUGCUAUUGUCACAGAGUACUGCCCCAAAGGCAGCCUGAGUGAUGUGCUCCUCAGUGAAGAUAUUCCUUUGAACUGGGGUUUCAGGUUUUCUUUUGCUGCUGAUAUUGCUCAAGGAAUGGCCUAUCUCCACCAUCACAAAAUAUAUCAUGGACGGUUGAAGUCUAAUAACUGUGUGAUAGAUGACCGCUGGGUUUGUAAAAUUGCAGAUUAUGGCUUGCAGUCCUACAGAAAAGAAGAUACUCGUGAUGGAUCAAGUUCAUCCCAGCAGCCUUUGAUACAGAUUUACACAGCUCCUGAAAUACGUACUCUUUCAGAUUUUGAACCCAGCUCUAUGGCAGAUGUCUACAGUUAUGCCAUCAUUUUACUAGAAAUUGCCACAAGAAGCGACCCUCUGGCAAAAGAUGAUGUGCAUUCAGGUGAAUGUUCUUGGUGCCCACCUUUGGCAGAAUUAAUUUCAGGAAAAGCUGAGAAUUCUUGCCCAUGUCCCACAGAUUAUGUAGAGUUAAUUGAAAGGUGCAGAAAAAGUAAUCCAUCUCAAAGGCCUACAUUUGAGCAAGUCAAGAAAACACUGUACAAAAUGAAUCCUGUUAGCCCUGUUGACAUGAUGAUGACUCUGAUGGAGAAAUACAACAAACAUCUGGAGAUACUCGUUUCUGAGAGAACUCAGGAUUUAAUGCAUGAAAAACAGAAGACUGAUCGUCUGUUGUAUAGUAUGCUACCAAAACAAGUAGCAGAUGAUCUCAGGCAGGGAAAACGUGCACAAGCUCAAAGUUACUCAAGUGCCACCAUCUUCUUCAGUGACAUUGUUGGCUUCACUGAGCUCUCCAGCAGUAGCACGCCGUACCAAGUGGUAGAUCUCUUGAACAAACUUUAUACCACUUUUGAUGAAAUCAUAGAUAACUAUGAUGUCUAUAAGGUGGAGACAAUAGGAGAUGCCUAUAUGGUGGUGUCAGGAGUACCCAAGGAGAAUGGGAUCCUUCAUGCUGGUGAGAUCGCAAGCAUGGCUUUAGAUCUUCUGGAUGUCUGCAAGAUUUUUAAGAUUCCACACAAGCCCAAUACUCUCCUAAAGAUAAGAGCAGGAAUACAUUCAGGGGCAGUUGUAGCUGGAGUUGUUGGAACGAAAAUGCCACGGUACUGUUUAUUUGGAGAUACUGUGAACACAGCUUCCAGGAUGGAAUCUACCAGUGAAGCUCUUAAAAUACAGUGCAGUUCAAGUGCAUACCAGCUGUUGGAGCAGAUUGGAGAGUAUCUGUUAGUAUGCCGUGGGAAUUUACAAGUCAAGGGGAAAGGAGACAUGGUCACAUACUGGCUUGAAGGUAAGAAAGCCUCUGUCACCCAGAAGGCAGUCACCAGCACUUCUGUGACUCCUCAAGAUGCCGACAAAGUUUCAUACAGCCCGAUACCAGGUGUCCUUCCCAGUGAUCCUCUCUGAAGUCUUGCUUCCUAGUCACUCAUUAACUCCAGUAUCCCUUCUGCUUUCAGUCUGUUAGGUCAUCUUGCUAAAUUAGAAAAUUAGGAAAGACAUUAUGUACCCCUUUGGUCUUGUGAAUGUAUUAGCUCAGGCUUUAUUUACAGUUAUUUCUCCCAGCAGUGGCACUGAAAAUACAAAAAAAGCAAAAACUUGCCCUAAGGAAUAAUACAUAGAAAUGUCCCACCAGCUAUCAGAGCAGAAAGUAGCUCCCAGUGUUACUUCUUGAUUUGGUUUUGAUGGGAAGUCUUCAGCUAGCAGCCACCAUGACUUCAAAAUCAGCUGGUUGGACAUUCCAGCCUGUGAGGUGCUCCCACAGGAAAGGAGACAGUGUAGUGUUGCUGUUUAGUGGUAUCAUGAACCCUGUGGCCAUGGUUGGUUUUGGGGUCUGAAAGGGAAAAAUGAGGUGUGUAUUGUGUAAGGAAGUAAGAUCCAUCAAAAGAGGAGGGUGAAGCAGAGAAAUUAUAGUUGAUACAAAUUGAAACAAGAAUUUGUACUCCUCCUUCCAUUUCAUUUUCAUUGUCUGGAGCAUAAAAAGAAGAAUUAAGAAGAAAGCCUGGUGUGUUUCCAUACAGCCAAUUCCUAGUGAAACCUGCCGUCUUGCUGCAGAAACCUGAAAAUCUUGGGAGAGAAAUUUAAGACAUUGUAUGCCAUUGCUAAAAUGGAUAAAGUUCACUACAGCUGCUCUUGUCUUUGGCUGCUCUGGGAUUUCUCUGAAAAACAGCUCUUAACAUUAGCUGAUGUUGUUGCUUUCACUAAAGUGGUAGUGAACCUACAAUUGCUGGAUAGCUAUCUGUCAGUGAAAUCAGGCAGCCCUCUGAGUCACCGUGUAAUUCAGGACACAGUUUAGGAAAGGUCAUUCCUGAGCCAGCAUUUCCUGUAAAGAGAGAACCAUCAGUACAAGUAGAGUAAUCUCUAGAUGAGCACGAUUCUGUGAGCAGUGCUGGUGUUGGCUUUCUUUAAAGAUUUACCUUUCGGGACUUAUCUAUUUUGAAUAGUUUAGCCCAUCUCAGUUCAGCUAAUUAACAAACAGUCUAACAGAAUAAGUGAAACUGAGAGACAAAGGAUAUCAAGAGUCAAACCAUUUCCACUGAAAUGUGAACUAGACUGGAUAAAGCUAGUUGGGAGAGGAAAAGGAAGGACUUUAAGUGACAUGGGACCACUUACUCCUGCUUAUUCUGCUCCCUUACCCUCCAGUGUGUCCCUCAUCCUGGGGACAAGUACAAAAAUAUGCAUGGAGUUACAAUUUUUCUGGUAUAAAUUUGUGUAAUUUAACCAAGCAUCUGGCUGCUUGUUCAUGUUCCUAUGUAGCUAGCAUAGCCACAGCUUUUAAUUCCAAGUAUGUGCUGUGUGACAGUGAUAGGAGUGUCACACUAGUCUUUCUUCAGCUUCUGUGAGAAGCAAAUGCUGCUGUAAUGGUAGAUUUUUCAAGGAAGUCUAACAGAGGUAGAAUGUUAAAUGCUUCCAAAUUAUGGAAUUUUUUGAACUGCACAGAAAAGAUGUGUAACAUUUUGAGCGAAAGUAUGUCUCAGGAGUCUGUGAAACUCUCUGUAGUCUGAAUGGAACAAGAAUCGCAGCAAGGGUCACAGACAUAGCUGGCUUUGGCACAUGAGAUUCCCAAUGUAAAGUCCAGCCAAAUUUUUUAAAAUCAAAAUUUUUAAUUGGUUUCACAUUUUUUCUAACCUUAAAAAUUCCUUUCUCUUUUUAAGUUUCAUAUUAGAAGGUACAUUUCAACUACUGGUUUUGUAAUCUUAUCAGAAUAAACCUUUCAGUUAUCAGUAGCCCAGAGAUAUCCUCUAAUACAACCAUUUCCUUUAUCCAAAUGCUGUCUAAAAAUUGUGAAACUCUCUGCUCUGUUAUAGUGCUUCAUGAUGUAUUAAAUAGUUUACAUUAUUAUCUUAAUGAGUUUCCAUUUGUUUACAAUUCUAUUAAAAAGGUACAUAUCCUUAUCAAAUGUGGAUGUGAAAGCAUAUGCUUUGUCUGUAGUAUUUCAGUUUUAACUCUUCUGCUUUAUUUUA
Messenger RNA from Parus major (Great Tit), 4647 nucleotides. RefSeq names its product atrial natriuretic peptide receptor 1-like. NCBI's taxonomy places the organism in Eukaryota, Metazoa, Chordata, Aves, Passeriformes, Paridae. Gene Ontology annotation, biological process: protein phosphorylation; receptor guanylyl cyclase signaling pathway; intracellular signal transduction. The transcript has 23 exons. Gene Ontology annotation, molecular function: guanylate cyclase activity; ATP binding; peptide receptor activity. The record is from RefSeq and is a predicted model, not a curated record. Bases 167 to 2593 code for a protein of 808 amino acids.